Messenger RNA from Paramuricea clavata, 1373 nucleotides. NCBI's taxonomy places the organism in Eukaryota, Metazoa, Cnidaria, Anthozoa, Malacalcyonacea, Plexauridae. The record is from the annotation of a GenBank genome assembly.
AUGGCGGAAAGCGAAGAGGAUGCGUCUGUAUUAAACUAUUAUGGAUCAUCACUUUUCCAAAGCGAAGAAAGUCAGAUGGCGAUGGAUUCAUCGCUUGAAGAGUCAGAUGAAUCUAGCGAGGUAAAUGUCUGCUUUUUCGUAUGAAUAUUUGAAACUAAUUGGCAAAAUAGACAACAACUUUAUACUGAUAAAUAUGAUUUGUAUAUUUUACAGUCGAUCGCCCCACCUGCAGUGAAUUGCUCAUGUAAAUCACAGUGUAUGCGCAAACUGAAAACCGCUGCAAGUGGGAAAAUAACUGGCUGUGUUUGUAAAGGCAACGGAGUUUUGUGUGGAGAGAACUGCUCUUGUGGUACCAAUAGUAAACCAUGUCAGAAUAAGGUAAGGUACUUGUGCAGCUGUGCCUUUCAUGACUAUAUUUUAUAUAGAGAAAACAAUUAUUUUCUUCUUGCUGUAGGCACAACCUCGGAGUCAAACAGGCAGAGAGACAGUAGCGCCACAAAGCGAAACAAAUGAGCAGAGUGAAGUGUCAGUCGAGGUAAUUUGCAUGGUAUUUGCAAUUAUCGCGUUCCGAAUAUUUUAAUAUGUUUUGAGGAAGAUGAAUCAACUAUAAACUGAAACAAGCCAUAGGGUGUAGACUAUGUAACCAUUACAAUGUGGGUGCAAUAAAGAGUUUCCAUGUGUUUCUUUGAUGGAGUUUAUAUUGCCCUUUCAGGGCUUUCAGAAUUAUUCAGAGUAGGUGUCUGUUUUGAUAAAGUAGGUGGCUGUGGGGAUAUAAAAAAAGAAUUGAAAGCUUACUAAAACCUUGUGACACCUUCUGGUUAUUUUGAAAGCCCUGCCCGUUUAAGUUUUUAUAAUUAUUUGCUCUACCAUCUGUUAUUUAGGAAAUGAUUGAUGGGUUGGACAGAGAGACCCUAGUAAAAGUGGCAAAGGAGGGUUUUAUGUCUCGACCACUAGUGUUAAAAGACUUGAUCACCAAAGUUACAGCAGGUCCAGAGGAACUCCAACAAUCAAGCGAGACAUCUGAGAUACCGUUCUGUGUUUGUGGGUAUUGCCGUGAGAUGCCAACAGACAAAGAGAGGGUAUGCUGUAAAGAAAGGCGACUGUGCCGCAGUACAACAUUGGCAUUCCAAAACAUUUGCCUAGAUUCCGAUAAUUUGGCAACUGUCAUAAGGAGUCUAGCAGAUACAUAUGUAUUUACUCCAACAUAUGACAAUCGGGCAAUGAGUUGUCCAGCCUACAGACAAUAUGUUAUGUGGAUACAUGGUCAUUUGGGUAAGGGUAAUCGGAAAGUCAUUCCCUCAUGCUGUGUAUGGAAAAUAAGAAAACAUUACCCAUCACCUGAUGGUCGGUACACUGGAUUCAAGGAGAGAUAA